CUUCGUAAUUCUUUUGUAGAUUCAAGACAGUAGACACGACAACGACAACGACAACACAACAGAUUGUUGUAUUUAUUUGGUUGUAUUUAUUACUCUAAAGUUACGUUUAACUAAACAAUUAUAUUAUUAUUAAGUAUACUGCGAGCAAAUCGUGAUUCAUGAAAGUCUAAAUAUAUUUUAACAUUGUUGUCAUUAUGUUCCGAAACAGUUUUCUUCAUUUUUAAUACUUAUUACAUGACAGAUUUGUAGAUUUAAUCGAGAAGACACAAUGAUUACCAAGUUCGUUUUGGUAUAUUUCGCUUUAAGUAUAGUUAACACUGUCAAUGCGGAUGAGUUCAAGUGCCAAACAUUUGCCGACGGGUCGGUCUAUCCAUCCAGUACUAUUGAAUCCACCAAUCACAAAUUGCAGUACACCAAAGCAUUGAUAUCAAAACCAGCACCUGAUUGGAAGAGCACAGCUGUAAUUAAUGGUUCAUUACAGGAGCUGAAGCUAAAAGAUUUCCGUGGGAAGUAUUUAGUGUUUUUUUUUUAUCCAUUGGACUUUACAUUUGUUUGUCCAACAGAAAUAUUAGCUUUCAAUGACCGAAUUGAGGAAUUUAGAAGGAUUGAUACAGAAGUUGUGGCGGCAUCAGUGGACUCACAUUUUACACAUUUAGCUUGGGUGAAUACUCCACGAAAAGAUGGUGGUUUAGGCAACUUGUCAAUUCCUCUGUUGUCAGACAUGACUCAUAAAAUAUCUAAAGACUAUGGUGUUUAUUUAAGCGACGUUGGUCAUUCCUUAAGGGGACUGUUUAUUAUAGACAAUAGAGGAAUUCUGAGACAAAUAACAAUGAAUGACUUGCCAGUCGGUCGGAGUGUAGAUGAAACUUUACGGUUAGUACAAGCAUUUCAAUAUACAGACAUGCACGGAGAAGUAUGUCCAGCUAAUUGGAAACCUGGGGAACAAACGAUAAUUCCUGAUCCUAUUAAGAAGAAACAAUAUUUUGAUAGACUGAUUGAAUUAUAAUACACCUGUGGUGAUCUCAUAAUUAUUGCCAAUACAAAAUUAUUUAUAACCCAUUAAGCAUCACAAAGACACAAACAUAAAUAUUAAAUGAUAUUUUUUUUAUUUCAA
Messenger RNA from Aphis gossypii (cotton aphid), 1114 nucleotides. RefSeq names its product peroxiredoxin-2-like. Gene Ontology annotation, cellular component: endoplasmic reticulum; cytosol. NCBI's taxonomy places the organism in Eukaryota, Metazoa, Arthropoda, Insecta, Hemiptera, Aphididae. The coding region runs from base 269 to 1006 and encodes 245 amino acids. Gene Ontology annotation, molecular function: thioredoxin peroxidase activity. The record is from RefSeq and is a predicted model, not a curated record. The transcript has 5 exons. Gene Ontology annotation, biological process: cellular response to stress; response to oxidative stress; hydrogen peroxide catabolic process.